CCAAAAUAUCUAACACUGAAACCUAUCCGAGUUAAAUACUAUCUCUGUUGUGAAAUUGCCCAGAAAUAGAAAUCUGGAAACCAAAAAAAUCACAAGGAAGAAGAAGAUGGGAGUAUGGGCAGGAAUAGGGGUGUUGUUGCCAUUUCCAUUCUACUAUUGGUUAUGGAAACAACCUCAAACAUGGGUUGAUCUUUGCGGCAAACAAAAUGACCCUUCAAAGAUGAUGGCUUUUGUCUCUCAGUUUCUCAAACUCAUUCAGUUUCUCUCUCUUUACUCUGUCUCUUCUCUUUCAUGGCCUCCUCCUUUCUAUUUUUGGCCUCUCUUCCUUGCUGGCCAGUUCCUCAACUUCAGGGUUUAUCAGUUAUUGGGUGAAUCUGGUACUUAUUAUGGUGUUCGCUUUGGGAAGACCGUACCUUGGGUUACUGAAUUUCCAUUCGGUUACAUCAAAGAUCCACAAUACGUUGGUAGCAUUAUGAGUUUGCUGGCCUGUCUUUCGUGGGUUCCCUUCCAAUAUAUCCUUUUGUGGUGCCUCGGCUAUGUGUUCAUGAUACAUGUAGAGUCAGACGAAGAUCCAACCACUCGUGCCAAACCACUCAGAUGAGUUUCCAACUUAUCCUUAGAAUAUCCUAUAAGCCACUGAUGCAAAAAAAAAAAUUAGUGAAAUGAAGCUCUCAAGUUCACAUCAUUUUUCUUGUGCUUAGUUUUGGUACCCGUUCUGUAUCAUUUUGUUUGCUUCAAAUUAAUAGUGGUGAGUCCCUUGCAAAACUCAAUCUUUGUAACUCUAGUUUGUGACUCUUUGGUUCUGAAAAUAAAGAUAAUGAAUGAUUGUCUAUUCUCA
Molecule: messenger RNA, 838 nt
Organism: Chenopodium quinoa (quinoa)
Lineage: Eukaryota; Viridiplantae; Streptophyta; Magnoliopsida; Caryophyllales; Amaranthaceae
Product: phosphatidyl-N-methylethanolamine N-methyltransferase-like
Exons: 2
Coding region: 107-601 (164 amino acids)
Biological process (GO): phosphatidylcholine biosynthetic process
Molecular function (GO): S-adenosylmethionine-dependent methyltransferase activity
Source: RefSeq, a predicted model, not a curated record